Messenger RNA from Ctenocephalides felis (cat flea), 1579 nucleotides. It is a transcript of the gene krz, whose product is annotated as beta-arrestin-1. Gene Ontology annotation, biological process: signal transduction; G protein-coupled receptor internalization. The record is from RefSeq and is a predicted model, not a curated record. Gene Ontology annotation, cellular component: cytoplasm. Gene Ontology annotation, molecular function: G protein-coupled receptor binding. NCBI's taxonomy places the organism in Eukaryota, Metazoa, Arthropoda, Insecta, Siphonaptera, Pulicidae.
GUGUGAUGAGUUUUGUUGCUGUGACAGCGGUUUGUGGCAGGGCAACGCGCCGAAGAAUAUUGUGUUAAAUUGUGUUGAAAGUCAGUGAAUUUAAUUGACAUUCUAUCCGACCGAUAUUGUGUGUGUUUCUACCAUAAAUCUCGAGUAUUUUCUAAUUCAUGUGCCGUCGUUAAAGACGCUGAGAAAAUACCACAAAGAUCUUCACUUUGGCGCUAUCACAAAAAUCAAGCUGUAAGAACUCGAUCGAUGAACUACUACUUAAGCCAGUGUUCAGUUAACGAGUAGUGGAUCGAAGUUUGCCGACAAUUUACGCUGCAAAGAGUUUGAUGUGACUAUCAUUUAUAAAACCGACAAUAAAGUUUGGAUUAAUUUCUUCAGAUUGUGAACUUUUCAAAUUGAACUGAGAACUGGGGCACGACACAUGGUUGCAUCUUGCUACAACAUCACUCAUCAUUUUAAAAUUGGCCAAAUAUUAGAUUAAGCGAGGCAGGAAAUCAGUGCAUAAAUCAAUAUCGAUAGCACAUUGCUGAAAAAUAACUAGAUCCAGUGAAACGAGUGAGCUACCGAGUGGUCGCCUCCUCAGAAGAGAUAUCAACCUGGAGCCACCGCCUCCGCCAGCCCUGGCGCCUUCUAGUCCCGACAUGGAUGAUGCCAGCUCAAAGCGGCAAGCGACAAGAGUUUUUAAGAAGAGUUCUCCUAAUGGGAAGAUAACAGUUUACCUUGGUAAAAGAGAUUUUGUGGAUCACAUUUCACAUGUAGACCCUAUAGAUGGUGUUGUAUUGAUUGACCCUGAAUAUGUUAAGGAACGCAAGGUGUUCGGUCAUGUCUUGGCUGCCUUCCGAUAUGGCCGUGAAGAUCUUGAUGUUUUGGGGUUAACGUUUAGAAAGGAUUUAUAUUUAGCGUCUGAUCAGAUUUUUCCUCAAGAUGGUUGCAGCAGCAAAAGACCUUUGACGCGACUUCAAGAGAGGUUGAUCAAAAAGCUUGGUCCAAAUGCAUAUCCUUUCUAUUUUGAACUGCCGCCACACUGUCCAGCAUCGGUAACUCUACAACCCGCGCCAGGUGACACAGGCAAGCCGUGCGGAGUUGACUACGAGCUAAAAGCAUUCGUUGGUGAGACGUCGGAUGAUAAACCACAUAAAAGAAAUUCGGUUCGUCUAGCAAUUCGUAAAAUAAUGUACGCUCCUAGCAAACAAGGAGAGCAACCAUCGGUGGAAGUAUCAAAGGAAUUUAUGAUGAGCCCUAACAAGUUACACUUAGAAGCUUCCUUAGACAAAGAGUUAUACCAUCAUGGCGAAAAUAUAGCAAUUAAUGUACAUAUAGCGAAUAAUAGUAAUCGGACGGUCAAAAAAAUAAAAGUUUCAGUCCGACAGUUCGCUGACAUAUGCCUAUUUUCCACAGCACAAUAUAAAUGUACUGUAGCAGAAGCUGAAAGCGAAGCGGGCUUUCCAGUUGCGCCAGGUUUCACACUAUCGAAAGUUUAUUCGGUGCGACCGCUCCUGGCCGACAAUAAAGACAAGCGAGGGCUAGCGCUAGACGGUCAGCUCAAGCACGAGGACACGAAUCUAGCUUCCUCCACCAU